AUGCCCCUUUUUCACGACCCCGAUCGCCCGCAACGGCAUGUGUGGUCUGGCACCGGCGGCGAGUCGGAGCAGUUAGCCCCAGGGUCCUCUCAAGCUCUGUCAGACGAAUACGGCAGUAGUAUAGACUACGGUACAGCUUCAAAUAGGAUCGACAUGGAGUCCUCAUCGGCGGAGCUUUCUCCGACCAGCUUUUGGGCAAACGAUCGACAGCAGCUCAUACAACACAUCAAAGAAUCGUCGCCCUGGAGGCUGCAAUACAAGUCGCAAGACCGCGGUGAUGCUGAAGUUUAUAUGUCUCAUCACUCAUUUAACAACUUGGAGGCCGAUGGGACGUUCCAGGAGCAGGUCUCUGUGGAUCAAAAUCUUGCAUCAAAUACCGAGGAGUUAGGGUCGCCGGUCGACAUUCAGAGGCCUCGCUCGGCUCUACAUUCCGGUGACUUUAGAGAAGGCACCCCGCACCAUGAACAACAAUCACGCCUGCCAGGCUUUGCAGGACAAAGCCCAGUCUCUGCCUUUCCCCGCCUCGGUACUUCUCCGACCACCCCAUGGUUUGCAGCCUCUAUCUUCCCAGGCACCCCACGAGAGGCAGAUCCCUUCCGUCCAAAUCAUGAACCGAGGCUGCCUCUGGAAACUCGUUCGAGGGCACCGUCGCUUGGGUCUUUCUCCUCGAGCUAUGUUCUGAAAGCUCCCACGAGCCCCCUCGUCUAUCAAGCAAAUAAUACCGACCUUGAUUUCUCACCCCGAGUUGACUCGACCGAGCUUCCUGAGCCCCUAGAGAGAGCUAAUCGACGCCGAACGCUCCCUCCUGAGACCUUUCGACAGCUUCAAUCCUCGCCUCCGGGCUCGCGAUCUGUCAAUCUCCGCGGUCCUUGUGCGGCUACUCGACAGGAGGGAUUUUUCCAGCCACAUCACUCCCCUCGCCGAUCUCUGACCUCGGCCUAUAGUCUUCAGCUUGCUUCUACAGUGAGCACCUCGGCCUUUAGGGCGCGGAGGCCUUCCUUUGUUUCCGAUGCCUCGCCCAAACCGCAUGCGCCUAUGGUUGGCUCAUAUGAAGAAUCUAUUCUACGUGGGCGUAUGUCCAUGAAUCCGUCCAAACCAUUGGAUUUUACGGCUCAAAUCGGGGUUUUAGGAAAAGGCAAAUGCAAAGGACAUUUGAGAUGUCCUCCACAUGUCACAGUUCCUUUCCCUGCAGUCUUUUAUAGCUAUCCGACCUCUGGCAGCGGCCGCUCCAUCUCCGAUGACAGUCCGAGUCCAUAUGUUGGGCAGAUUGAUUUGGAGAAUUCCUUGCCCAAAGAUGAAACAAGCACGGCCCGGCGCCGUAAAAGACAUUUUAGUCCAUUAAAGAAUCAUGGUGAUAAUGGUAAGGAUGAAGGGGGUACUGCGCAGCACUCAGAUACCGAGACACGACGCCGUCGGGAAAAGAAGAGCCGCAGGGCGGAGUCGCCCAGAUGCCCCUCAGGGGGGAGCUACCGCAUUCCUCAGCAAGGCCAAUUGCAAAUAGUCAUCAAGAACCCCCACAAGACUGCAGUGAAACUGUUCCUUGUGCCAUAUGACCUCAGUGACAUGGAACCUGGCACCAAGACAUUCAUCCGGCAAAGAAGUUAUUCGGCAGGUCCGAUAAUCGACAUGCCACUGAAUGUACGAAAGAACUAUGGAACGGAUCGCCCUGAAGCUUCUCUAAACGCUACGGAAGAUCCCAAGGAUAAACCGAUUCUUCGGUAUUUGAUCCAUCUCAACAUUUGCUGUCCGGCUCGCGGACGUUUCUACCUACAUUCGAGUAUUCGGGUUGUCUUUGCAAACCGAGUUCCAGAUGGAAAGGAGAAGCUACGGAACGAGAUCCAAUUGCCUGAACCUCGAUAUAGCCCAUAUAAGCCCAGCCGAGAACCCAGUCUUUUGGCCUCUAGUGCUCGUUCGGCAAUUGAAAAGGCCUCUCGCAGGCGGAGCGCUGGUCAGAGCACUAUGUCAUAUCUGCCCACAUAUGCCCCGUCGCCAAGUAAUGGCCCGUUGCAUUGGGAUGCCGCAGAGUCGGUGGGACUUAUAAACUUACCGGAAAUGUCUCACCAUUCCGACCCGAAUGUUUACAACAAACUUACCAAGGGUGACGUUGGGUACGGAGGGUACCCUUACCCCUCCAGCCAAGGCGGCUCUGAGAAUGGUGAGAGCUUGCUUGCCAAGAGGCUGCGUGGUUUGGAUGUCCACAGGCAGGAGACAUUUGACAGUAACUGA
Messenger RNA from Penicillium macrosclerotiorum, 2226 nucleotides. RefSeq lists its product as uncharacterized. NCBI's taxonomy places the organism in Eukaryota, Fungi, Ascomycota, Eurotiomycetes, Eurotiales, Aspergillaceae. The record is from RefSeq and is a predicted model, not a curated record. The coding region runs from base 1 to 2226 and encodes 741 amino acids. The transcript has 2 exons.